UCCUGGGACUCGCCGAGCAGAAAGAAGAGUAGCUGGGCCCACCGAAAAGAGUUGCACCUGGAACUGGGGAGGUUGCCCAGGAGGUCAUCCCGAGAGGAGCCGUGUCCUGGUGCCUUAGACGCUGCAUUACCGCUCCCUUGGGAAAAGCUACCUCAUUUUACAGGUGCGCAAACCAAGCUGGGAGAAGGUCAAUUACUCCCCCAGGUACUUCUACUGGCAAAGGAUCAAGAUGACCACAGCCACCCCUCUCGGGGGGACCACCUUCUUCUCACUGAACGUGACCACCAGAGAAGAUGACUUUCUGUACAAGAGUUCUGGAGCCAUCGUUGCUGCCGUUGUUGUGGUUGUCAUCAUCAUCUUCACCGUGGUUCUGAUCUUGCUGAAGGUGUACAACAGGAAAAUGAGGGCGAGGCGGGAGCUGGAGCCCAAGGGCCCCAAGCCAGUCUCCCCCUAUGCUCAAGGCCCUACCAGCAGCAGCAGCCAACAGCCUGCAACUGUGACCUUCAGCCCUGUUGACGUCCACGUGGAGACUCGGUGACCCCCACCCUGGUGCUAUCUCAGCUACUGUCUGAAGAGCCUUCUCCAGUCAAGACCAGCAAGCGCGUUUCUCCCUUGGCAGCUUCAAUAUGAGUUCCUUCCAGUCAGAUCGACAGGGGCUUCUCAUCCAACCCCUGAAGCUUCAGGCAACCCCCACCCCCAUCCUGCCUGCCCUCCCCACCCCCGCUGUGUCCGUAUCUCUGCUGCCACCUUACCAAAAAGCUGUGGAAUACCCUUUUGUCAUCUGAGGAGGUAGAGCUGUGAAGGGAAUCCAAUGAUGUGGGUUUGGCUCUCUCCCCUCAAAAUUGAUAGCUAGACAGACAGACAGCCCAGGAGUUUUCUGGUCAGGGGUCAGGGCAUGCUCCUGAGAGUGUCAACAACUGAGUCAUGUCAGAGUAAGGGCCAUAUCCACAGCUUUGUCGAGCGAACUAUUCAAUCCCAUAAUCAGGGGAACUAACUGGACUAACUAACCAGAAAACCAGCUCGUUGAUUUGUAACUUAUUCCAGUACUAGAUGACCGCUUACUAGCUCAGGACGAUGGAUUGAUCAGCACACCUUUCCCUCUUUAAGAAAGGUUGAGGAGAACACGGAAUUCUUCCCCAAAGGUUUCUAAUCAUUAGUAAAAGUCAGAUUGGCAGGCAUAGGGUGACCUUGAGGAUUAAUGGCCUCUAGGACACUACUGAUUGCUACAGUGUCCAGGGGCCUGGAACAGCCUGGUGGCUGGUCAGAGCCCCUCCUUCGCUCUGGGUGGAUUAACGCUGGCUCAGUCUCAUUUCUCGGCUCCCCUCGAUUUGGAUUCUGAGCAAUCUUCGCUCUCGGGUUAACACGUCCGCUGGAGAACCAGUCUUUGGACAGAUUAGAUUACAGCUCUAUUUAUGUUACCUGUGCCCUUUCCUGGUCACCUUGCAGAAAGUCAGGACACAUUCAAAAUACCUCAUUCACAACUCAUUUCUCUAUAGAGAGCUAGCCUCUUUGACUCCUUAAAGCGAUUUGGAGUUAAGAAGACCUGCCUUCCGAGCUCUGCUUCCUGGUUGUGUGGCCUUGGGGAAGUGACUUGACCUCUCCUUAUCUGGUUUCUUGACCUUGAAGUGAGAAUGAUAACAUCUGCCUCACGGGGCUACAAUAACAAGCCCUGGUCUCCGUAAAGCAGCUCUGAUAGUGCCUGGCACCAGCAAAUGCUAAAUGAAUGGGAGCCCGUGGCGCUGCUGUUACCAUAUUUCUUCAAUUGCAAAACAUUUUUUUACAUUUUAAUGAUUAUGAACUCAGAAUGUGUCUUAAAAUUGAUGGGUCCCUAAUGUAGUUGUUUGUUCGUUCUCUCUCUCUCUCUCUCUCUCUCUCUCUCUCUCUCUCUCUCUCUCUCCUGUUUUUAAAAUCCAUUGUGCAUCUUGGAAUGGAAGGCAUCUUGAAAACAAGGUCAUCGAUCCUUAUUCUGUUCCAGAAAGUGACACACUGACAUUUAACUCCAAUUCUAGGACUCUCCCUCAUGGGAUUAGAAUCCCUUUUGAGGAGAAAUUGAGGACUAGGGAGGUGAGAGGACUGACAGCGGGGUCACCCGCUCAGGCCACCCCCUAUAAAAAUGCUCACUUAAAUAACGUCUGGAGAAAUACUGGCAAAUUCUUCCUCCCCAGACACCGUUUCUCUGUACUGUGUUUAAAUACCCACCGCGUACCAGGCUCGUUGCGAGCUGCUUUCAUAGGCGUUACCUUAUAGGAUUUAUUUUUCCCAGUAACCUCGGGCGUAUUCUUUCUCCCUUGGCAGGUGAGAAUCUCACACUCCCAGAGAAAAAGCACUUGUCCAGAGUCACACAGCUAGUAAGUUGCAAAGACUCAAAGCCAGGUCUCUUUGACUCCAAAGUCCACCUUUUUGUUGUAUCACUCUCCUCCAGCAUCCCGGCUCAAAGAACAUGGACUCCUUUGUGGACUGAACAAGAGGGCAGACUUGCCCGUGUGUCCGAGUGGAGGUCAGGGGUCUGGCCUCCAAACCGAAAGCGAAAGUGGGGGCAAAGCCAGUCGGUAACCACCUCUGAGCUUCCCUGAUUGUAGCGAGAGGAGCCCUUUCUAAACCCACCAGAGCUCUAACGAUUCCUGUUUCAUCCCCCUCUCCCUCUCCUCCCUUCCCCACUCCCCACUCAGGCCCAGGGAGCAAGGUGUGGAACCAGGGCAAAGCCAUUUCUUUAAGGACUCAAGCUCCAAAUAGAUAUGUUACCUAAAUGUAUUCUGCUUUAAAAACAAUGUUUUUUUAAAUAUUCCAGCUCUAAAACCAGACUCUUCCGCCCACAGUAGCCUGGUCCUGGAAUUACUCGAGGAGUUACCUUCUAGUAUCUGUUUCUUUUGCUAAAUGAAAGCUUGGAAAUGGAGGAAAGAAGAGAAGUAGAGAAGUGAGGGGGAGGAAAUAAAAGGGUUUGAGUGUUUUAACUGAUAAAAGCCCUGUACGGGCUCCUGUGUGCAAGUUGAGGUGCUACUAAACCCAUGAAGUCACAGUCCCUGCUCUCGGGAGCUCAGCGGUCUCCUGUGACAGGGACCUCACAGUACAUUUGUGCAUUUUGUUUCUGACAGGUGCCUUUCCUAACUGAGCAGAUGCUGCCUUAGUUGGCCACUGAAUCAAUAAAAGAUAUUAAAUGCUUAAAGGACAAUGUCCAAAAAUAAAGAAUGUUAAAUCCAA
Molecule: messenger RNA, 3198 nt
Organism: Myotis daubentonii (Daubenton's bat)
Lineage: Eukaryota; Metazoa; Chordata; Mammalia; Chiroptera; Vespertilionidae
Gene: NCMAP
Product: non-compact myelin associated protein
Biological process (GO): regulation of myelination; peripheral nervous system myelin formation
Cellular component (GO): Schmidt-Lanterman incisure; paranode region of axon; plasma membrane
Molecular function (GO): structural constituent of myelin sheath
Source: RefSeq, a predicted model, not a curated record